ACUAGGGUGAUGAAAUUCCCAAGCAACACCAUCCUUUUCAGAUAAGGGCACUGAGGCUGAGAGAGGAGCUGAAACCCACCCGGGGUCACCACACACAGGUGGCAAGGCUGGGACCAGAAACCAGGACUGGUGACUGCAGCCCAGUAUUCAUUCUUUCCAUAGCCCACAGGGCUGUCAAAGACCCCAGGGCCUAGUCAGAGGCUCCUCCUUCCUGGAGAGUUCCUGGCACAGGAGUUGAGGCUCAGCACAGCCCCCUAACCCCCAACUCUCUCUGCAAGGCCUCAGGGGUCAGAACACUGGUGGAGCAGAUCCUUCAGCCUCUGGAUUUUAGGGCCAUGGUAGAGGGGGUGUUGCCCUAAAUUCCAGCCCUGGUCUCAGCCCAACGCCCUCCAAGAAGAAAUUAGAGGGGCCGUGGCCAGGCUGUGCUGGCCGUUGCUUCUGAGCAGAUUACAAGGAGGGACCAAGACAAGGACUCCUUUGUGGAGGUCCUGGCUUAGGGAGUCAAGUGACGGCGGCUCAGCACUCAUGUGGGCAGUGCCAGCCUCUAAGAGUGGGCAGGGGCACUGGCCACAGAGUCCCAGGGAGUCCCACCAGCCCAGUCGCCAGACCUUCUGUGGGAUCAUCGGACCCACCUGGAACCUCACCAGACCCAAGCCCACCUGCUGCAGCCCACUGCCUGGCCAUGACCAUCACCUACACAAGCCAAGUGGCUAAUGCCCGCUUAGGCUCCUUCUCCCGCCUGCUGCUGUGCUGGCGGGGCAGCAUCUACAAGCUGCUAUAUGGCGAGUUCUUCAUCUUCCUGCUCUGCUACUACAUCAUCCGCUUUAUUUAUAGGCUGGCCCUCACGGAAGAACAACAGCUGAUGUUUGAGAAACUGACUCUGUAUUGCGACAGCUACAUCCAGCUCAUCCCCAUUUCCUUCGUGCUGGGCUUCUACGUGACGCUGGUCGUGACCCGCUGGUGGAACCAGUACGAGAACCUGCCGUGGCCCGACCGCCUCAUGAGCCUGGUGUCGGGCUUCGUCGAAGGCAAGGACGAGCAAGGCCGGCUGCUGCGGCGCACGCUCAUCCGCUACGCCAACCUGGGCAACGUGCUCAUCCUGCGCAGCGUCAGCACCGCCGUCUACAAGCGCUUCCCCAGCGCCCAGCACCUGGUGCAAGCAGGCUUUAUGACUCCGGCAGAACACAAGCAGUUGGAGAAACUAAGCCUACCACACAACAUGUUCUGGGUGCCCUGGGUGUGGUUUGCCAACCUGUCAAUGAAGGCGUGGCUUGGAGGUCGAAUCCGGGACCCUAUCCUGCUCCAGAGCCUGCUGAACGAGAUGAACACCUUGCGUACUCAGUGUGGACACCUGUAUGCCUACGACUGGAUUAGUAUCCCACUGGUGUAUACACAGGUGGUGACUGUGGCGGUGUACAGCUUCUUCCUGACUUGUCUAGUUGGGCGGCAGUUUCUGAACCCAGCCAAGGCCUACCCUGGCCAUGAGCUGGACCUCGUUGUGCCCGUCUUCACGUUCCUGCAGUUCUUCUUCUAUGUUGGCUGGCUGAAGGUGGGCCUCUCCAGGGCCCUGCUGGGCUGGAGGCAUGGCCAGAGGGGUCAUGGCCAGCAGCUGCCUGAGACGAGGAUGCAGUGUCAGGAAAGGAAGGUCUCACGGGUAGAAAGCAGCCAGGUGUGGUGGCACACACCUGUAAUCCCAGCUACUCAGGAGGCUGAGGCAGGAGAAUCGCUUGAACCCGGGAGGCGGAGGUUGUGGUGGCAGAGCAGCUCAUCAACCCCUUUGGAGAGGAUGAUGAUGAUUUUGAGACCAACUGGAUUGUCGACAGGAAUUUGCAGGUGUCCCUGUUGGCUGUGGAUGAGAUGCACCAGGACCUGCCUCGGAUGGAGCCGGACAUGUACUGGAAUAAGCCCGAGCCACAGCCCCCCUACACAGCUGCUUCUGCCCAGUUCCGUCGAGCCUCCUUUAUGGGCUCCACCUUCAACAUCAGCCUGAACAAAGAGGAGAUGGAGUUCCAGCCCAAUCAGGAGGACGAGGAGGAUGCUCACGCUGGCAUCAUUGGCCGCUUCCUAGGCCUGCAGUCCCAUGAUCACCAUCCUCCCAGGGCAAACUCAAGGACCAAACUACUGUGGCCCAAGAGGGAAUCCCUUCUCCACGAGGGCCUGCCCAAAAACCACAAGGCAGCCAAACAGAACGUUAGGGGCCAGGAAGACAACAAGGCCUGGAAGCUUAAGGCUGUGGACGCCUUCAAGUCUGCCCCACUGUAUCAGAGGCCAGGCUACUACAGUGCCCCACAGACGCCCCUCAGCCCCACUCCCAUGUUCUUCCCCCUAGAACCAUCAGCGCCAUCAAAGCUUCACAGUGUCACAGGCAUAGACACCAAAGACAAAAGCUUAAAGACUGUGAGUUCUGGGGCCAAGAAAAGUUUUGAAUUGCUCUCAGAGAGCGAUGGGGCCUUGAUGGAGCACCCAGAAGUAUCUCAAGUGAGGAGGAAAACCGUGGAGUUUAACCUGACGGAUAUGCCAGAGAUCCCCGAAAAUCACCUCAAAGAACCUUUGGAACAAUCACCAACCAACAUACACACUACACUCAAAGAUCACAUGGAUCCUUAUUGGGCCUUGGAAAACAGGUCUGUCCUCCACCUGAACCAGGGGCACUGCAUUGCCCUGUGCCCCACCCCAGCUUCCCUUGCUCUGAGCCUACCCUUCCUCCACAAUUUCCUAGGGUUCCAUCACUGCCAGAGCACACUGGACCUACACCCAGCACUGGCUUGGGGUAUAUACUUGGCCACCUUCACAGGGAUCCUAGGGAAGUGUUCGGGACCUUUUCUCACUUCACCCUGGUAUCACCCGGAAGACUUCUUGGGACCAGGUGAAGGAAGAUGAGGUUGUGCUGACCAGAAUGAGGCUGGAGAACUGCCCCAGGGCUGACAGGCCAGGCUUAGCUGAGCAGAUGUUAUCACUGGCCCCAACUUACUUUGAGCAAGGGUGGCUGACCCAAAACCAUGAGGUGGCAGUCAGCUGGAUGACAGAUGAACACUUCCCCCAUAACUAUUUAGGGUAGUACCCAAGCACUACAGGAAAAGAUGGCAGAACUGCCCCACUCCUAGGAACUGGUAGAUGGUGAGGUUGAGGGUGUCCAGGGCCCUUAGGUCAUUUUCUCAUUGCCUGGGGACCUCACCAAAAUACUUCUUGCUUCCUUGGGGUCAGCCCAAAGCUGUCACAAAAUCAGAUAUUUCCCUUUAUUCCAGAUUUCCUGGACACUUUCACCCAAUUAUAAACACCCCACUUCAGCCCCAAUCAUGUGGGAGGAAGUAUAACUUCCCUUUUCUAGAUUCUCAAGCAGUUACUUUCACGGUCAGAACACCCAGCUAUUAUGAUUGAAAACCUAAAAGGGCAACAAUUUCAGUCUUGCUUCUAGGGCUAGACAGGAACUUGGCAAACAUCUGUGGCAAAGGAUGUUAAUAUUUAAGAAUCUUGUCUUGGGCUGGGUGUGGAGGCAAGUGGAUCACAGGAGGUCAGGAGUUUGAGACCAACCUGGCCAAUAUGAUGAAACCCCAUCUCUACCAAAAAAAAUACAAAAAUCAGCUGGGCGGCGUGGUGUGCCUGUAGUCCCAACGCAGGAGGUUGAGGGGAGAAUUGCUUGUACCCAGGAGGUGGUGGUUGCAGUGAGAUUGAGCAACUGCAAUCCAGCCUGGGCGACGGAGUGAGACCGUCUCAAAAAAAAAAAAAGGAUCGUCUCAACCUUUGCCCUCCUACUGCAACAUUUUGGUAUUUGAAAUGAAGGUACCUUCCAUACUUACGCUGUUAAUACUUUCAUUCUCACUAGGGAUGAAGCACAUUCCUAACCUGCUUCCUAACGGGGAUGCUUCGCCAGCCAGGUCCUCACCUGUGUGUACACCAGCAGGACACUGAUCCAGUCACAGCCAUACAGCUGUCCACACUGAAGAACAUGUCCUACAACAGCCUGAAUCAAAUGGUUAGCUUAACAGAUAAAAAUCCCAGACUACUUCAGCCUUUAAUGCCUUUUAUUCAUAAAAACUGUGAAAGCUAGACUGAACCAUUGGAAACAUUUAACUCAGACUCUGGAUUCAGAGUCAGUAACCCUUAGUUCUGUCUGAAUCCAAGACAGCCACACCUUAGUAUACUGCCCAAAUGAGUUUAAUAAAUACAAAUACUUGUUUCUUUUUGA
Molecule: messenger RNA, 4186 nt
Organism: Gorilla gorilla gorilla (western lowland gorilla)
Lineage: Eukaryota; Metazoa; Chordata; Mammalia; Primates; Hominidae
Gene: BEST1
Product: bestrophin 1
Exons: 10
Coding region: 683-1990 (435 amino acids)
Molecular function (GO): chloride channel activity
Source: RefSeq, a predicted model, not a curated record